This is a messenger RNA of Trematosphaeria pertusa, 3147 nucleotides long. RefSeq lists its product as uncharacterized. The transcript is spliced from 4 exons. The record is from RefSeq and is a predicted model, not a curated record. Lineage: Eukaryota; Fungi; Ascomycota; Dothideomycetes; Pleosporales; Trematosphaeriaceae. Bases 1 to 3147 code for a protein of 1048 amino acids.
AUGGCUCGCUCAGCGACGAGCAGCUCCGACAAGGCUCGGGAGGAAGAGGCGGGUGUUGCAGGAGCGGAGAAGGCGGAAGAGAAGCAAAGCCAUGUGAAUAGACAGGCGAAGUCCGAGAGUAAGAGACCGGAGGCAGAAGAUGGUGGCGAAAAGAAAGAGAAGAAGCAGUCCAUGAUUGCAAACGCCUGGAAAAAGCUAGAUUUGGAUAUGGGGACGGCGCUCAUGAUGAUGAAGGCUGCGGUUCCACCGACUAUUGCGCUCGCUAUGUACGAGGCGGAUUCGGUGGCCAGAACUUACUCGACGCUUGGGUACCUGGUCGCUAUAAUCUCCAUCCUGGGAUUCUGUAUCAUGCCUCGAGCGAAGUUCAUCCAGACGAUGGUGAUGAAUGUUAUCGGUGUAUGCAUCGGAGCUGCUGUGGGUCUUCUUAUGCUCUGGUCUGCACUCAAGGCGCGAGAACAUACGACACCAGCAGGAGGGCUUCGGCAACGCUACAAUGCGUCGCAUUCAGCAGUUUGCGCCAUCUGGCUGUUCUUCCAGAUUUGGCUCGCCAAUACGAUCAAGGCGAAGUUUCCUCAAUUUACAUUCCCGACGAUAUUGUAUGCGAUCUUCGUCAAUGUCGCCGCGACUUUUGGACCGCAGUUCCAGACCACAGCGCAGGCGGAAGGUUUUGUCCAGCGGCUGCUCGAAUCAUUCCUGACGGGCCUUGCGCUCGCUACUGGUACAUCUUUGUUCAUCAUGCCCGUCACAUGUCGUAAGGUGGUUACAAAAGAAAUUACCGUAUAUAUUGCAGCGCUCAGAGGAGCGUUGACAGCGCAUAAGAACUACUACCAGAGCCUCGAGACGAAGGACAUGUUCCGGCAGACGACGACCAUCCAACUAGACGAGAAAGGCAAGCCCAGGAAGCCCAAGACGAAGCCGGAGGUCGAAGCUGUUAAGAGGCUGACGUCUACAUUUACUGAGCUACACGGCAAGCUCCAUGGCGACCUACCGUUUGCUAAGCGUGAAUUGGCGUAUGGUAAACUCACGCCAGAGGACUUCGAGAGUAUCUUCAAACACCUACGGGCGAUCAUGAUGCCGUUGGUCGGUCUUGGAUCGCUCAUCGAUCUGUUUGAGCGGCUUGCCGAGAUCCAUCACUGGGAAGGCGAGGAGACUGAUGAGGAAAACGAUGAAUUACGGCCGAAGGUUGUGGGCGAUUGGAAUGAACUUAUGCAGUUCGUGCAUGAGCCCUUCACUACGAUCACACAGUCCAUGGAUCAAGGACUUGAGCAUGUACUUCUUCGACUGCAGCUCACUACGCCACGGAAGAAAGAGAAAGGAGAAGAUGCGACAGAUACGGAAGCGAAGGGCGACAUGGUGAAGCCUGGAGACAAGGAAGACGACAUUGCGCCAUUGGAUGGCAAGCAAGGCAUCAAGCUCCGCGAAGACUUCUUCGAGCAUCCGGACGACAUCCCCGAAGAGCUCCAACUGAGGCCUGUCCAUACACAGCAGCGCAAUCAACAACAGCUCUAUCUCAUCCUCUACAUUGUAUACCUCCUCAACUCCGUCAGCCGCGCGAUUAUCGAAUUCGCCAAAUUCGCAGACGAGAAGGACCAAGCACUUGCGAAGAGCAAGUUCAUCCAUCCCGGCAAGCGACGCUUCAGAAAAUGGGUUGCAAAGACUUUCAGCGCACAAGAUGCCAAUGAAGAAGACGAAACCACGAUUGCAGGCUAUGACCGCGGCAGUGUGGUUGUCUCCAUGGGCGAAGCGUACAACAAGCGGAAGGAUCCUGAGCAUCUGCCGUCUGAGAACGCGUGGGAAAAGUUUGGCGAUUUCGUCAGAGCUACGUCGGGCUUCCUCAGGUCGUCAGAGUCGGCAUUUGGGUUUCGCUGCGCAUGUGCGACGAUGAGUAUAGCCAUCAUUGCGUAUUUGCGCGAUACGCAGACCUUCUUCGUCGAACAACGCCUCGUGUGGGCGAUGAUCAUGGUCGCUAUUUCCAUGACACCUACCGCUGGACAAAGCAUUUUCACCUUCCUCCUCCGUAUCGUCGGCACGGUUUUCGCUAUGAUAAUCGCUUGGUUGAUCUGGUAUAUUCCCGACCAGAAAACACCCGGUAUCAUCGUAAUGUUAUGGGUCUUUGUGGCCCUCGGCUUCUACGUCCCGCUCAAGCGCACGGAUCUUGUCAUCGUGGGACUCAUCAGCGUGGUCACAGCUACUAUGAUUGUGGGCUAUGAGCUCGAGGUCCGCAAGAUUGGCGUCACUGCUGCGUCGUCGAACGGGCAGCCGUACUAUCCUAUCUACGAGCUCGGUCCGUACCGGUUAGCGACCGUUGUUGGGGGUCUCGCUGUUGCAUUUAUUUGGACAUUCUUCCCGUAUCCGAUUACGGAGCAUUCGGCGCUGAGACAGAAGCUUGGAGGCGCGCUGUAUCUUUCGGCGAACUUCUACUCCAUCAUGCAUGAGACAGUCAUGGCAAGGAUCAGGGGCGAUGAAGGGGAUCCGACUGAUAAGGCAUCGCCCGGGUACAAGCUCGAGAAAGCCAGGAAUAAGGUCUUCGCAAAGCAAAUGUUGACACUCCAGGGCCUCAAGACGCACUCCGCGAUGGUCAACUGGGAAUUCCCCUUAGGCGGAAAGUUCCCCAAAAAAGAGUACGACACAAUCAUCGGCUACGUGACAAACAUUGUAAACUAUACCGCGCUCCUCGGUUACGCCUCGAAAACUUUCCUCCACCCAUCCCUCAACUCCUCUGUCGCCGACCCUUCCGCCAGUCAAUGGUUCCAAGACUUUCGCAAACUCAUCACCACCGUAAACGUAACCUCGCACGAAGUGACAUCCCUUCUCGCGCUCCUGUCCUCCAGCAUAACCAACGGGCAGCCACUGCCGCCGUACCUCUCUGCACCACAGUCUUUCGAGCUCGCGCAGAGGUUGGAGGCUGUGGAUAGGGAUGUGCUGAGUAUUAGACAUAUUGCGGAGCCCGGAUAUGCGGCAUUUGCCGUGAUUCAGAUUUGUACAAAGUGUAUUCAUAUGGAUAUCGAAAGGCUGUUGAAGGCGGUGAAGAAGCUUGUUGGAGAGCUAGAUUUUUCGUUCCAUGUCGUUAGCACGCAGGCUUCGAGCGAGACGAGCUCGUCUGAAACACUAAUCAAGACUUCCUCGGGGAGGGGUAAACAGGACUGA